Messenger RNA from Oryza sativa Japonica Group (Japanese rice), 1954 nucleotides. RefSeq names its product ethylene-responsive transcription factor 3. Gene Ontology annotation, molecular function: DNA-binding transcription factor activity; DNA binding. Gene Ontology annotation, biological process: regulation of DNA-templated transcription. Lineage: Eukaryota; Viridiplantae; Streptophyta; Magnoliopsida; Poales; Poaceae. The record is from RefSeq and is a predicted model, not a curated record.
CACCUGUGCCAUAAAUAUAUCCUCCACCUCGUCUUACCCCUUUCUCCUCCCACAGCCAACAAAUCCCCCUCCUCUCCCUUUCCCGCCCUUAACCUCAAAGCUAAAACCCCUCUUAAAACCCCCCGGAUUAUCCUGAGAUCGACGGAGGGUUUCGUGUUUUCUUUUGCCUCGGUUGAGGAGUUCUUGGAUCUCUCUGGUUUUGAGGUUUUGGGGGUUUGGGAUUUUCCGGGUGCCUUUGCUUGUUUGACCCGGUUCUUGGAGAGUGAGCGGUGAGCUAGUGGUGGUAGUGAUAGUUCACUCACUGGGGGAGUGCUUAGAUCUGAGAAAUCUUUGGGAUUUUCUUUUGUGUUUUUUUGAAGUUGAUUUGGGAAGUUUGAAGGAGAAAUUUGAGGUCUUGUUUGUUUGGGUUUUACCUCCAAUUCGGGUGAGUUUGUUUGCUGGGUUGGUUCGUGCGUUUUCUUGGAUGAGAUUUGGGGUGACGUCCUCGUAGCGGGCGGUGGAUAUGCGUCCUCCGGCGAUGUCUCCGGCGGACUCCCUCGCCGCCGGCAGGAGCCGCCGUGUUGGGGCUAGCAUGCCUCGGCCCAAGCGUGUCCGCGUCUACUUCGUGGACGCCGACGCCACGGACACCGACUCCUCCGGGGACGAGCGCUCCAGGCCGCGCGUCCGGGAGGUCAUCGACAUCGACGUCGGGGCCGCCUCGCCGGCGCCGGCGCCGAAGCACCCGAGGCGGCUGGUUCCGACGGCGACGGCGGCGCUGGCCCGGCGGCGCGCGGGGAUGGCGGCGAGCCGGCGGUUCCGCGGCGUGCGGCGGCGGCCGUGGGGCAGGUUCUCGGCGGAGAUCCGCGACCCGAGCCUGCAGAAGCGGCUGUGGCUCGGCACCUUCGACACCGCCGAGGAGGCCGCCGCCGUGUACGACGACGCCGCGCUCCGCAUCAAGGGCUCCCACGCCGUCACCAACUUCCCCUCCGACUCCGACACCCCCUCCGCCAAGGCCAAGCAGAUGAAGCUCCACCCUCGCCGACACACCACCCCGGACAAGACCCCAAGCUCUUCCACCGCCGCCGCCGCCAAGGCCUCCGUCCCCGAUCCGACGCCGGCGCCACCGGAGGAGGACCGCGCCAACGACAGCUCGUUCAACCCGUUCGCGUCGCCGACCUCCGUGCUCCGGUACGCGGCAGCGGACGAGGUGACCGCGCCAUCCUUCGAGCACCUCCUCGUCGAGCUGGGCGACCUCUCGGCGCCGCCGCCUUCCACCAAGGCGGCGGAGUUCGACUGGCUGCCGUGGUGGGAAGGGGAGGACUUCGUGACGGCGGGGCUGACGGCGAGCAACGCCGUCAGCGUGAAAUGACGCCGCUGCCCCCCUCCACCCAUUUCGCGCUCUCGGGGCGGGAAAAGUUGGCGGGAGACGGCGCAUCAGCAGCAACCAGCAGCAAUGUUAUUACUACUAGUAUUAUAUUAAUUUUAUUAUUAUUAUUUCGUGGCAGUAAAAAAAAACCCAGCGGAGUUUGUACUCCCUAGUGAAGUGAGCAGUAGUAGUAAAUGGUGGUGGCGUGGGGCCCAAGGCGGGCGCUCGCUUUGUGCGUGAGCUGCCUUGAAUGGCACGUCUCCCGCGUGGAAACGGAACAGUGUAAUUGCGUGGCAGAUAUUUAUUUUUUCUUUCUUUUUUUUUUUUGCUUUUGUUGGGAGUGGAGUGGGGGAGGAGUAAUUAAAUGGUGGUGUGGCGUUGUCUCUCGUCUCACGUGGUGCGCAGUGGUCAGACCAUGUCAGCGCUCACAGCCGCAGUUGGAGUGAAAGAAUCGGGUGUGACUAGUGGCUGCUGAUGCGGGUGAUUAGCUGUUAAUUACACACCCUGGUCGUCUCACGAGUCACGACCGGUGACAGCAACGGGGGUUUGUUAAUGUGGUUGGUGAUUUUUAAUCUGAUGAGGGAAAAUGGAUGUCCGGAUUUACUACUA